Tetrahymena thermophila SB210 is the source of this 1359-nucleotide messenger RNA. RefSeq names its product protein kinase. The record is from RefSeq and is a predicted model, not a curated record. Gene Ontology annotation, biological process: protein phosphorylation. NCBI's taxonomy places the organism in Eukaryota, Ciliophora, Oligohymenophorea, Hymenostomatida, Tetrahymenidae. Gene Ontology annotation, cellular component: cytoplasm. Gene Ontology annotation, molecular function: ATP binding; protein serine/threonine kinase activity. The transcript has a single exon.
AUGAAUAUUUAAGAGAUAUCAUAAGAACAAAUAAAUGAUUAUUUAACGUUAAAAAAAAUAGAUAUUUCAAAUGAAAGAAUAAAAAAAGGCAUAUAAUAUUUAAAAUAAUUUGAUAUUUUUAUAUCUAAAAUCUUAGGAAAUGGCUAAUUUGGGAUUGUUUUUUAAGGAUAUGAUUAGCAAAACAAAAGAAAGAUUGCUAUUAAGUUAAUUUUUGGGUAAAAUGAGUAAUUUGUAAAUGAAUAUAUCAAUGAAGCUCAACUGGCGAGACAAAUUAAUAGCAAGUUUGUAGUAAAAAUGCAUGACUAAUUCUAUGAUUAAGAAAAUAAAAACUACUUUAUCAUUUACGAAUAUUGUGAAGUAGGAAAUCUCUAAAAUUACUACAAAGAGUUGAAUUAAUAGCAAAUUCUAGAUAUAGCUAUUUAUUUAACUCAAGGAAUUUUAGAUAUUCAUGCCAAAUAAAUCAUUCAUAGUGAUAUUAAACCAGAAAACAUUUUAUUAUCUACAGAAAAUGGCUAGUUGAUUGCUAAAAUUGGGGAUUUAGGACUUUCUAAAAAGUUGUAAAAAAAUCUAACUCACAUCUCUACAUACUAAGGUACUUAUUCUUUUAUGGCUUAUGAGUAAACUGAAGGAAAACUAUGUAUGGAGUCAGAUUAUUUCGCACUUGGUUCAGUUAUUUGCUUUAUUUCAGGAAUAAAUUUGCUAGAUUUUAUGACAAUGUCAUUGUUAAAAACUGGAUAUUAUAAAGAUAACUAAGAAAACCCUUUGAUAUCUUUAGCCUUAGAAUUGACGAAAAAAGAACCUUAAGAGAGAAUGAAAUUAAAUACAUUUUUAUCUAAAUUAGAAAGCAUGAGAAAAGAUUAGCAGUAAUAAUAGAAUAAUAAAAAUUCAAAAGGCAAUAAUUUUAAAUCUAUUAAAGCAAAUAUUUUUAAAUUUUCUAUCAUAGUUCUACUUACGUUAAUCAUUAUAAAAGUUGGAAUCUAAAUUAAAUAAAAUUCAACAAACAAUCAAAACUACAAAAAAAUUCUUUAUCAAAAUGGAUCGUUCUAUGAAGGCUAUAUAAAAAAUGAUGAAAAACAUGGAAUAGGUAAACUUGAUUUUAAUGAUGGAACAAUUUAUGUAGGUGAAUUUAAAAAUGACUAAUUUAACGGCUUUGGAAAUCUCACAUACAAGGAGGGUCAUGUUUAUGUAGGGCAGUUCAAGGAUAAUUUAUUUAAUGGAAAAGGUUUUAUUAAAUAUAAUAAUUAUACAAGUUAUGAUGGGGAGUUUAAGAAUGGAAAAUAUAACGGGUAUGGAGAAUUUAAAUAGAAUAAUGGAACUAUGUUAAAAGGUAAAUGGAAAGAAGGAAUAUUCAUCUAAUGA